Molecule: messenger RNA, 975 nt
Organism: Brachypodium distachyon (stiff brome)
Lineage: Eukaryota; Viridiplantae; Streptophyta; Magnoliopsida; Poales; Poaceae
Exons: 1
Coding region: 36-737 (233 amino acids)
Source: RefSeq, a predicted model, not a curated record
ACGAAUCCGCGUGGAGAAUCCCCAAAUCUCUGCCGAUGCGGCCGCCAUCGCCGCCGCGGCCGCUGGCCUUCCCGACCCUGGACUCCCUGGCGGCGUACCUCAAGCCGCGCCUUCCAGGCCCCGCGCUCGCCUCCUGGGGCACGGCGCCGGGGACGAAGAACCUCCUUAACCUCUUCCUCGAGCUCUCCUGCGGCGACUGCACGCUCCUCCCCGCCGCCGCCUCCUCCCCUCCCGCGGCUCUCGUCGUGCGCGCCGUCCACGUGGCCACCGUCCGCAUCCGCAACCGCCGGGGCGCGCUGCUCGUCGAGACCCGCCAGCUGCUCUCCGACGGCACGCUCCGCCGCCGGGGGCCCCGGCCGCUGUCCGAGAAGAUGCGCCCGGGGGAAACCCCUGAGGCCGCCGCCGCCCGCGCCGUCCGCGAGGAGCUCGGCGAGCUCGUCCGUGUCCGGAUCUUGGGCCCGGAGGCGGAGCCGCGGCGCGUGGAGGAGCGGGAUUCCGCGUCCUACCCUGGCCUCCCCGCCAGGUACGUGCUGCACGCGGUGGACGCCGAGGUGGUCGAGGGCGUCCCCGAGGACGGGGAGUUCGACACGGAGGAGGCCGGCGAGGGCGAGGGCCACGACGGCGGAGGCGUGGCCAUCACCGUGAAGCGCCACUACUGGGCAUGGAUCGACGACCAGGAGGACCACAGGGACGCCGGCGCGCCGGCCGCCGAGGCCGAGGCCGUCGCUGCGCAGUAGAAAAACGUCUCCCGUGCUCGCACGAACAAUUUGGUGUCAUUUCGCUAUAAUCGGGGGGCUUUUGCCCCUGAUCAUCUUCGCUAUAAUGUAGUGCUAGUACUUGUAUUUAGUUCUCAUUUUCGGUGAAAUUUCAGAACACUCUGUCAAUUCAGUAGGUACUGACUGAAAGAUUGGCCUUUGGGUUAAACUAUCCGGGUGACACGCGAAUUCAAGCCAAAAUCAAGUACACGUGAAUUCA